ACCAUAGACUGUAAUGGUACAAAGAGUACGGGUUACACGGCGGACGACUUAACUACGAGUUAUUUUACAGUAACUACAAAUUGUUUGACGAGUUGGAGUGCUAAUUUGCCGAUUACUUAAUCUACUCGUUGAAACGAAGCGGAGAUAUUCUUGCGGUCGUACUGUACUUGUUGUUAAACUAGCGUUAGCGGGAGCUUUAGCUAGUCCCGUCCCUGCUGUCUUAAACGUCUUUAUUCGGAACUUGUUGUCGCAUAUUUUGUAACUAUUUAAUCGUUCCCGCUAAUCAGGAGGACGUCUGUGCUGUUUUUGAGCAUCCCCGGUGGUCGUCUGCUUCCACACAUGCUGCCCCCGCCGCUCAGGAGACUCAACUCUGUGGAUGAAUUCAUGGAGCAAGGUUAAGAGAAUAAUCGUUACCAGACAAUCUAAAGCUACUUCCGAAGACUUCUGUCUUCAAGGACAUCUUAUUAUUGUUGUUGUUGGGGACACCCCCUCCCCCACUUUUCCACCGUCACUUGGGAUAUAAAAGACAGCAGGUGACAUGGUUGUCAACACCAUCCACUGGUUCAGGAAGGGACUGCGGCUGCACGACAACCCGUCUCUGAGGGACUCUAUCCGGGGAGCGGACACCCUGCGGUGCAUCUACAUCCUGGACCCCUGGUUCGCGGGAUCCUCCAAUGUGGGCAUCAACAGGUGGAGGUUUUUGUUGCAUUGUUUGGAGGACUUGGACACCAGCCUGCGUAAACUGAACUCCCGUCUGUUUGUCAUCAGAGGACAGCCCACCGACGUCUUCCCUCGUCUGUUUAAGGAGUGGAAGAUCAACCGUUUAUCUUAUGAAUAUGACUCUGAGCCGUUUGGGAAGGAGCGUGAUGCCACCAUUCAGAAGCUCGCCAGCGAAGCGAAGGUGGAGGUCAUGGUGCGGAUUUCACACACACUCUACGACCUGGCCAAGAUCAUUGAACUGAACGAUGGUCAGCCUCCUAUCACCUAUAAGCGCUUCCAGGCUCUCGUUAGCCGGAUGGAAGCCGUGGAGCACCCUGCAGAGACGAUCACACCGGAUGUGAUCAAAAACUGUGCCACGCCCAUCAGUGACGACCACGACCACAAAUUCGGGGUGCCGACCCUGGAAGAGUUGGGUUUUGACACGGAGGGCCUGAGCGAAGCCGUGUGGCCGGGUGGAGAAACAGAAGCCCUUAUCAGGCUGGAGAGACACCUGGAGAGGAAGGCGUGGGUGGCAAACUUCGAGAGUCCUCGUAUGAACGCCAACUCCCUGCUGGCCAGUCCCACGGGCCUCAGUCCGUACCUGCGCUUCGGAUGUCUCUCUUGUCGACUAUUCUACUCAAAACUCACCGACCUGUACAUAAAGGUGAAGGAGAACAACUCCCCGCCUCUCUCCCUGUACGGUCAGCUGCUGUUUAGGGAGUUCUUCUACACCUCCGCCACCAACAACCCCUGCUUUGACAAGAUGGAGGGAAACCCUGUGUGCGUGCAGAUCCCCUGGGACAGAAACCCGGAAGCUCUGGCCAAGUGGGCGGAGGGACAGACAGGCUUUCCCUGGAUAGAUGCCAUCAUGACCCAGUUGAGGCAGGAGGGCUGGGUCCAUCACUUGGCACGGCAUGCUGUGGCCUGCUUCCUGACCAGGGGAGACCUGUGGAUCAGCUGGGAGGAAGGCAUGAAGGCGUUUGAGGAGCUGCUCAUAGACGCAGACUGGAGUGUAAACGCUGGCAGCUGGAUGUGGCUCUCUUGCAGCUCCUUCUUUCAGCAGUUUUUCAAAUGUUACUGCCCCGUGGGAUUUGGACGACGCACAGACCCCACUGGGGACUACAUACGGCGUUAUUUGCCGGUACUAAGAGGCUUUCCAGCUGAAUACAUUUAUGAUCCGUGGAACGCCCCGGAGGAAGUGCAGAAGGCGGCCAAAUGUAUCAUCGGAGUUCAUUACCCCAAGCCCAUGGUGAACCACGCCGAGGCCAGCCGCAUCAACAUCGAGAGGAUGAGGCAGAUUUACCAGCAGCUCUCCAGCUACAGAGGAAUAGGUCUCCUGGCUGCAGUUCCAUCUAAUCCCAGCAGCAACAUGAGAGGAGUCGGUGCAGGGAGCAGUCAGGCUCCAAGAGGGGCUUCUGAAAAUCCCCCCACCCAGGAGACAAUACCUCGGACAGAAAGAGGACAGAUGACACAGAAGCGGCGCUAUGAGGAGGCUCUCCCUGAAAGCUGCCGUAAAUCUUUGAAGCAGAGCAAAUGAUAUGAAAAAGACUCAAAGGGUCCGUCAGUGUGAACGGCAUCGGACAAUACUCUGCAGUGACUGUAACUCACCACGAUAAACUACAGAACAGGGGGUCCUGGAUCCAGCUGCAGCCUGAAGGACUCUCUCAUGCACAUGCUUUUUGUGAGCAGUUGAGGUUAUUAGAGAUCAGACGGUCAGCUGUUAAAACGUCUCCAGGUUAGAGGCAUGAAACAUCUCAGGAACAGAGGAGGGAACUGAGAGAAAACAUUGAAUCUGCAGAGAAAGGACCCUUAAACACCAGAGGGCUGCACGACCAAGUGAGAUCGAUAUUUACAAAUUCCCUCGAUACUUUUCUGCAGUUUUGCCCAAGAUGAUGCUGCAUUUUCACAUGGGCUCACCCUGACUCCACAAGGAAAGUUUACUAGGGUGCUGGUGGAAGAAUUUCCAGGUGAAGUGGGAGUGAAGAACGUGUCUGUUUGUGUUCACACAUGCAGCGCACUCUGAUCGUUUCAGGAGUUUAGUUCAAGCAUGAACGCACCAAUAAAAACUCUGCUGCCGUCAGACUCAGAGAGACGGCUGGCUAUCGGUUCUUUGUGUGCAAAAGAAGCUUCAAAUGCCUCGCUGAAUGACGCCUUUCAUCCCGGAGUUAACAGGCCGUUGAUUGGUUAACUCCUUGAUACCUGUUACUCCUAACUGGAGCUUCAGCUUUUGUCACGCUAGCUCACUCAAAGAAAGUCACUUUACGUUUAACUUGCUUCGAAGUGCAGCCCUCUGGGUACAAAAAAAGCAAAAACAAUCAAGUCUUCACAUCGGGGUAUCGUGAGGCCGCCUUCUGUCUUCCACUGUAAAAAGUAACACAAGUGCUAAUCUAUGUUCCCCAUCCGCUGAGUCAGGAAGUCAUCGAGGGGAGUGUUUGGAACCAGGAGGCAAACACACCUUUUUAUUCCCCGUCAGGUAUUCACGCAGCGAAAUGUUUCUUUAGCCAUCGGUUGUCUUUGAAGAUUAAAUGAACGUAGUGUUUAAUCCUGACAGCUGUGGCCAUCAGGCAAUCGGGGAGUUCUGUCGUGUACGGCCGACAUGUUAACCCCGCUGUCUGCACAAUGACCUGCAUAGAACACCCAAAUUAAAUCCUGUUCCUCGUAAACAAGCCCCUUAUAUUCCUGUCUGAAGUCCGUCUGUCAUGAUUGUUUGUUGAUAAAGAAAACCUUACAGAUGAUACAGAUUUGUACAUAUUUAUUGUUUUUUGAUUCCCUCAGUUUGUAUAUAUUUGCUCACAGGGUUUCGCAGCUCUUUAUUUUGUACAAACGAUGACCAAAUUCUUACGGUUUA
This is a messenger RNA of Labrus mixtus (cuckoo wrasse), 3547 nucleotides long. It is a transcript of the gene cry1b, whose product is annotated as cryptochrome circadian regulator 1b. Lineage: Eukaryota; Metazoa; Chordata; Actinopteri; Labriformes; Labridae. Bases 539 to 2236 code for a protein of 565 amino acids. Gene Ontology annotation, cellular component: nucleus; cytoplasm. Gene Ontology annotation, molecular function: FAD binding; DNA binding. Gene Ontology annotation, biological process: negative regulation of DNA-templated transcription; entrainment of circadian clock by photoperiod; circadian regulation of gene expression. The transcript has 12 exons. The record is from RefSeq and is a predicted model, not a curated record.